This is a messenger RNA of Nicotiana attenuata, 903 nucleotides long. RefSeq lists its product as uncharacterized. Gene Ontology annotation, molecular function: dynein light intermediate chain binding; dynein intermediate chain binding. Gene Ontology annotation, cellular component: dynein complex. The transcript has 2 exons. Lineage: Eukaryota; Viridiplantae; Streptophyta; Magnoliopsida; Solanales; Solanaceae. Bases 96 to 749 code for a protein of 217 amino acids. Gene Ontology annotation, biological process: microtubule-based process. The record is from RefSeq and is a predicted model, not a curated record.
ACCCAUCCCACCCCAUCCCACCCCCUCAAGAUUUAUAUACACAUCUCUCAUUCCACCAAAUACCAAUCAACAAACUCAUAUAGUGUGCUUCAAAAAUGACAACAAGAACAGGAGGAGAAAAGCAAAAGAAAGGAGCCAUGUAUGUAUAUAACAUAGAAACUGGAAAUCCGAAACCAAAACCCGAACCCGAUUUAUCAUCCAUGUUAAAGAAAGGUAUUUCAAAAGGAUGGGGGCUCAGAAGAUCGAAAACUUAUCGCGAAAAUCAUCAAGGUGAGUUGAUUAAUACUAUGAAUGUUACAACAAAAGGAGAAACAAGAAAAUCAGUUUCAUCCAUUGAAUCAAGAAAAUCAGUUGAAGAUCAAGUGAAGCAAGUUGAAUCAAGAAAAUCAGUUUCUUACAUUGAAACAAAUAGGAAAUCAGUGACACAUGUUGAAUUGAAUGUAGCUUCAAUGGCUGCAAUUCUUCAAGUUAAAGUUUUGGUUACAGAUAUGCCAGGAUUUAUGCAAGUGCAUGCUUUUAAAUGUGCAAGAACUACUUAUGAUAGCUUGGAAAAAUUCAGCUCUAAACAUAUGGCAUGUAACAUGAAAAAGGAAUUUGACAAAAUAUAUGGGCCGGCCUGGCAUUGCAUAGUGGGCUCAAGUUUUGGGUCAUAUGUUACUCACGCCACAGGUGGCUUCCUCUAUUUCUCAAUGGAAAAGCUUUAUAUUUUAGUCUUCAAGACAAAAGUGCAAAAGACCAUUGAAUCAUAAUUUAUUUAAUUUUUGGUAGUAAUAUUUUUAGUCUUGUGAUUUAUAUCACGUUUGUAGAAAGUUCUUUAUUUUUUAUUUAGGGUUUGUAAAUGGAAAUUCAUUGAGAUGAAGUGUGUAUAUGUCUUAAAUUCAUAUGAGAAUGUGCAAUUGUCUA